AUGAAGGCCCAACACCCCCGACGGGGGCGAGUGAUGACCUCCCGCCCUCCGUCACUUCUAUCGCCGUCGGACGUCAAUGCACUCCCUCGUUCACGGUUCCGAAGAGAAGAAACGUUCCACGCGACAAGUCCGUCUUCCGAUGAGGAGGAUAUCCUGGCCGACCUUCACCCUCUACCUCGCCGCUCCCCGACGUCUCCGGCUGCCCUCCAGGCCAUUGUCGCUGGCCAGGAGCGCAUGACCAAGAUGUUGAGUCGCUUCGACCUGCGCUCGCCCCGAACGCCCGCCUCUCGAGAUAUUGACGACGAACUUCCUGUUCGCAAGGGUGUUUUGGAGAUCCACCUUCGGCGCUCGCAGUCUGGCAAAGAGAAUUCAUUCAACAAGGAUUCGAACAAAGACCAGCGAUCUCCGAAAAAGGAAGCACCAGCGAGAAUGAGAAAGGUGCACUGUCACCCUUCGGACAGCGGUCUGGGAACGUCCAUCAGCAGCUGUCAAACCGCAUCUUCCCGUCAAGUCAAAGAAGGCCAGUUGUCCCAGGGCAGCUCUCAAACACAGUCAGCCAUCACUAGCUCAAUUAUGGCGGUUGAUUCUGAGGCCGCGCCAAAGCAGAAGCUCAGCUUGGGCGCGUGUCUGGAGAUCGAGAAGCGUAUCUUCAGUCCCCUACUCGGACAAGAGAUGUGCAAGCCGUUCCAUCACAUUGUCGAAAGUGCUCGCCGGCAGAUUGCCAAUGAACAGAUCGGUACACUCCGUGAUCUUGAAAAGGCGCUACUUUACGUGGCUGCAGAUGUGGAAUCGGAGGUCGGCUCCUACUACCAAUUCUGCAGUUCUACCAUUUUGUGUCUGCACGAAACUUACACCCACUUAAAUCCCCGCGAUCUAUGCAUGCCCUCGGACAAGAGCUACAGCAAUUCCUACUUCUUGGAUCUCACCGCGCAGGUUCACCGUUUCAAGGCCAUGCGAGACGAGGCUCGCAAAAACAAGAAAGAUGCACCUGAGGCGAAAUUGAUUCUACAAGGCGGCAUGAGCGAGACUGGGCGUCCUCUUGAGCUUGUUGCCCAAAAGGAUGGGGAGGAGGUCUCCAUGCAGACCGGAAAGGCUUAUGAUGCGCAUGCUCCUGCCCUAGUGAAGCGUACCCUUAGUCUGAAUGAAGCAGACGAGGGAGCCAGGCGGUCUAUGGCUCGUCGCAAGAAGAAUGCUCCGCCGAUGAACAUCAACACCAAGUGUUCUCACUGCGACAAGAUCUUCCAAAGACCAUGUGAUCUGACGAAACAUGAGAAGACGCACUCGCGCCCUUUCAAGUGUCCAUUUGAGGGGUGCAAGUACUACGAACUUGGGUGGCCCACCGAGAAGGAGAACGAGCGUCACAUCAAUGAUCGUCACUCAACCACGCCUCGCAUGUACGCGUGCACUUUCAAUGGCUGCGCCUACAAGUCCAAGCGCGAGAGUAACUGCAAGCAGCACAUGGAAAAGGCACACGGUUGGAACUAUGUUCGUGCUAAGAACAACGGACGCAAUGCCAAGCGACGGGCUACUUCGGCUCGCGACAGUCCAGCUGAAGAGAGCACGGCUCACUCGAGCCCUGUGCACAUGGGUCCUGAUCCAGUGAGUUCUAUUCAGCUGGCUCCGGCCCAGGUGGCUUCCCUCCAGAUGGCCCCCGAUCCGAUCAGCUCUCUUCCGAUGGGCUCGGAUCAGGUCAGCCUACUGCAGAUGCAUCCGGACCAUAUGAGCCCCCUUCAGCUGAGCCCAGACCACAUGAGCCCGCUGCAAAUGACUCCCGACCGCGCCAGCCCCGUCGAGAUGCAUUCUCUCCAAAUGAGCCCGGAUCAGGGAAGCUCGGUCCAACUGAGUCCGCCCCAAGUGAGCCCCGCUCAACUGAGCACGCCGGCGACUGGCCCUCUCCAAUCGCCCACUGGAUUUGUCAACUACCCGACCAACCAGAUGUUCCAGCUGCAGGACCCGUACACUCAGCUCAAGAACGAAGACUGUGUUUUGUAUACCGACAAUGAUUUUGCCCCAUACAACGGGUCAACGGAAUUCUUUGAAGACGCCUCCUUCGGAUACGGAGAGCAUCUGUACCAAACCGGUCAGAUGGACAUGAGUUCUAUUGGAGCCUUGUGUGAUGACCCUUUCAUGAACAACAUGCUCUGGGACAACACCUUUCCCGACGAAAAUCUCUACGCUAUCAACCAGCCACCAAUGGGUCCGUUUUAG
This is a messenger RNA of Aspergillus ibericus CBS 121593, 2208 nucleotides long. It is a transcript of the gene ace1, whose product is annotated as putative C2H2 transcription factor (Ace1). The record is from RefSeq and is a predicted model, not a curated record. The coding region runs from base 1 to 2208 and encodes 735 amino acids. Lineage: Eukaryota; Fungi; Ascomycota; Eurotiomycetes; Eurotiales; Aspergillaceae. The transcript has 5 exons.